AUGUUCUCACAGGCAUUUACUCUCCUGUGCUCUCUUGGAUACGUGUCGUUUGCCUUUGCUGACGGUUCCUCAACCGUUUACUUCCCUCAAGCGGCUACCACUUCCGUAUCUUCGCCUCAAACAACGCUUCCCUACCACAAGAAUGCUUCCUAUCCAUACCUCGGACAGGCUCCCGCCCAGGCGGUUUUCCCACGCUCACCGUCUCCGAGCGAACUCAAAUGCAUCGUGACACCUUUGGGCUGGGGUCAAGACGAUUCGUCUCAGAUUCUUGCGGCUGUCCAAAAAUGCGGUAUCAAUGGGACCAUUACACUUCCGGCUCCAUACGUCUACACGAUUUCAAAGCGGAUGUACAUGAAGCUCCAGAAUUCCCGCUUGGAAAUUUUUGGGACUCUCUCUUUCACUCCAGACUUGACUUACUGGAUUGACAACUCCUUCCGUGUUGAGUUUCAGAAUCAGUCUACGGGGUGGAUUGUUGAAGGCAACAACUUUGAAAUCGAUGGGGGAGGGUGGAUGCAGGGCGGUGUCAAUGGCAAUGGACAGGCAUGGAUGACCCACGCCGCCGGGCACAGCAACCAGUUUGGCCGCCCAAUUGUGAUUUCGAUUUUCAAUUCCUCCAAUGUGAUUGUGACCAACUUUGCCAUACGCCAGCCGAUGUUCUGGAGUUUUUGGAUCCAAGACUCCUACAACGUUGAGAUCAGCAAGGUGUAUAUCAAUGGUACCAAUACAGAUCCCUACGGCAAUUCUUCCAACUACGAAACGAACAUUGAUGGCCUCGAUUCAUUACGAGUUGACCACCUUCUGGUAAGAGAUUGGCAAUUCCAUGGGGGAGAUGAUUGUCUGGCCCCGAAAGGAAACACGACCAAUAUGGUGAUCAGAAAUAUGACCUGCGUUGGUGGCGGCAUUGCUUUCGGCUCAAUCGGGCAAUACGUUGACUCGCCAGACUUCAUUUUCAAUGUGACGGCCACCAAUAUCUCAGUCUCACAAGAUAUCAAACCACGCACCGGGGGGGCUGCAGUAGCCGGCGGGGCCUACUUCAAGUCUUGGGUCGGCAAAGAAGAGGGACAACCUCCACAAGGCGGUGGUGGCGGCACGGGGAAAGUUUCCAAUGUGACGUUUACAGGACUGACAACUCACAACACUAGCCAGGCUGUCUUCAUCAACAAAUGCUACUUCAAGGUGCCCGACCAGGCUCAUUACUGCGACACCAGUACUCUUGAAUUUGAGAACCUGUUGUUCUCUGAUGUCUCGGGAACCGUUAGCAGUAAGGUUGGAAUCGCAUUGAACUGUUCAGCAGCGGCGCCAUGUUCAAACAUCGACUUUAAGGAUGUCCACCUGACCGAUGCAGUCACCAAAGCGAAUGCCAACACGACCUGUGUCAACGCGAAGAAUGUUACAGGACUGACUUGUAACGCUACGUUGACUAAUUGA
Molecule: messenger RNA, 1428 nt
Organism: Fonsecaea nubica
Lineage: Eukaryota; Fungi; Ascomycota; Eurotiomycetes; Chaetothyriales; Herpotrichiellaceae
Exons: 1
Coding region: 1-1428 (475 amino acids)
Biological process (GO): carbohydrate metabolic process
Molecular function (GO): polygalacturonase activity
Source: RefSeq, a predicted model, not a curated record